Messenger RNA from Coregonus clupeaformis (lake whitefish), 1391 nucleotides. RefSeq names its product cadherin-17-like. Gene Ontology annotation, molecular function: calcium ion binding; cadherin binding. Bases 34 to 1125 code for a protein of 363 amino acids. The record is from RefSeq and is a predicted model, not a curated record. Gene Ontology annotation, cellular component: catenin complex; adherens junction; plasma membrane. The transcript is spliced from 7 exons. Gene Ontology annotation, biological process: calcium-dependent cell-cell adhesion; multicellular organism development; cell morphogenesis. Lineage: Eukaryota; Metazoa; Chordata; Actinopteri; Salmoniformes; Salmonidae.
CUGGCAGAGGAUGCUCCUUUGGGAGCCACGGUAAUGGUGGUGUCGGCGUGGGAUGCUGAUGAGAGGGGAGGAGACAGCUGGCAGGUGAAUUACAGGCUGGAGUCUGGCAACGAGGAGGAGGUGUUCACGCUGGUCACAGACAAGCAGACCAAUGAGGUUUCAAUCAUCCUCUCCAAGGUGCUGGACUUCGAGCGGGAGAGCGAGUACAUCCUGGUCCUUAGUGCUCAAAACCCAGUGGCCCUGGUCCGAGGGAGGUAUGGCCCAGCGUCCACGGCAACCGUCUCCAUCUAUGUGGACGAUAUCAACGAGGGCCCCAUCCUGUCCCAGAGCCACUACGAGGUCACGGUCAGAGAGGGAGAGGAGCCAGGACGGGUUAUUGCCACUAUUCGUGGAUAUGACCCAGACUCACACCCAAUCAGAUACUCGCUCAGAGGAGACACAAAGAGGUAUUUCUCCAUUGGGAAGUACUCAGGUGAGCUGAAGACCGUUCAGGCCUUGGACAGAGAGGAAAACAGCACCUACACUAUGGAGGUCAUGGCUGAAGAUGGACGGAACUCUUCUCUGUCAGCCUCCACCCUGGUAACGGUACAUAUCCUGGAUGUGAAUGACAACAGUCCUGUGUUGGUGGGGGACUACUCCUGGAAGUACCUGUGUACACCUCGCUGGGAGGACCAGGCCUUGGUGCUGGCAUCCCGGGACAGUGAUGGUCCCCAGCACGGUGGCAGGCUCAACUUCUCCCUGCGCAGUGACGCCACCGUGCGCGGCAACUGGAAACUCACCCCCAUCAAUGACACCCAUACCAACCUGUCCCUGAACAUCCCGUACCUGUCUCCUGAGGUCUACACGGUCCCCUUCACCAUCUCUGACAGCAGCUCUCCUCCCAGGAGCACCUUCAUCAACCUGCCAGUGACGGUGUGCCCGUGCAAUGUGAGAGGAAACUGCAGGACCGCCGCUAAGCAGCUGCAAGGCAUGCCAACCGUCCAGUCCACCGUCGGCAUCCUUCUGGGAACCCUUGGGGUCAUAGGAAUCAUUCUAAUCGUUGUGUUUGUGAGGCUGUCCUACCAGAACCCCAAACCGCCGAGCAAAACCAACCAGGAGAGAGAGCCCCUGAGGAUCUCACUGUGAGGGUACUGCCUGCAUAUGUCUCUGACUGUGCCCUUAUGGACAGGGCCAUAACAGUAGAGCAAUGAUAUAGUGAGAAUGUUUAUUCAGUACUGUGCAUAGUAUUUACCUAGUGGGUAGUUCUUGGGUUGCGGUGGUAUUUGUGCAUUUGGGAAAAUAUGUACUUAACUUUCCUAGUUUUUUUAAUUUACAGUAAAUGUAUUUGGGUACAUCUUCCCAGUCUAAAUCAACUAAUGGCAGCUUAAUGACUUUAAAUCAUUUUCACCAUU